Orbicella faveolata is the source of this 1170-nucleotide messenger RNA. RefSeq names its product translationally-controlled tumor protein homolog. The record is from RefSeq and is a predicted model, not a curated record. Gene Ontology annotation, cellular component: cytoplasm. Gene Ontology annotation, molecular function: calcium ion binding. Lineage: Eukaryota; Metazoa; Cnidaria; Anthozoa; Scleractinia; Merulinidae.
CGCGCCGACUAAGAGGUAUUUUUUUUUACAAAAAAAUAACUCAAUUACAGAGACCUGAGGGCAGGCAAGGGCAGGCGCACUUUCUUGGCGCCUCUUCACCAGACUCCUUCCCGCCGGAUCGCUUUGCUCUUCGCCGCUCGCGUGUGUGAUUCAAAAGUGAGCUUGCUCGCAGGCUAUGUGACAUGUGACCUUCGACCGCGGCGGACUUUCCCUACAAUAAUCUUCAUCCAUCGACAUCAUGAUUAUCUACAAGGACAUCUUCACCCAUGAUGACAUGUUCACCAAUGGUUUCAAAAUGAAAGUAACAGAAAACGGUAUAUUCUAUGAAGUGGAAGGAAAUCAUCAUUACUCAGAAUCCACUAAAGUGGAUGACAAUAUGAUUGGUGGAAACAAGUCUGCUGAAGCUCCAGAGGAGGAUCAUACUGAAGAAUCUGUAGUCUCUGUUUGUGAUCUUGUGGAUGCAAGCAACCUAAAGGAAUGUGAAUAUAUGGAUAAAGAUAGCUACAAUAACCAUCUCAAAAAAUACGUACGUGCUAUUGUGGACCAUCUUAAAAAAAAGAGCAGGCCAGAUGAUGCCGAAAAAUUCAAAACCAAUGUACAAAAGGCAGCCGUAAGGAUCGUAAACAGCUUUGAUGACUGGAAGUUCUUUAAUGGAGGCAGCGACAGUUAUGACCUAAAUGGGAUGCUGGCAAUCAUGGGGUAUCGUUCCGAUCAAAAGACUCCCUAUAUGUUGUUCUUCAAAGAUGGGCUUUACGAAGAAAAAGUGUGAAAAUCAAAGCAUGACAAGACUGUCUUAAAUCACUCUAUAUGCUAUACUUUGUUAACUGAGCCCUGAGGGCUCAAUUGAGGGCUUUGUUAAUUGUUAGAAUUCCGUUUGUCGGUUUCGUUUCCGUUACUUUAUUUAUUUUAUGUGUCCCCUAUUAGUAGAGGGUUUUUUAUCCUCGGCUAGAAUGUAUUUGACACAUUAAUAAAGUUAUUGUUGUUGUUGUUGUUGUUGUCAUGAAUAAGUCGUUUGUAAGGCACCGGUAGGUGUUGACAUGUGUUAAGAGACGUUUGUUCUAGUCGGUCUGUUAGAAUCCCGUUUGUCGGAAACCUUAAACGAGACUGACUGAACACAAACGAGCCACGAGAAAUGGUGAUGCCAAAAAUCACAUUGCUGUACAUCAUCAA